GUGCGUAAUGAGUGUGCGUCAGGAUCCAGCGUUUGGUUCCUUCUCGGCACUUAUCGAGUUUCGGCAGUCGACCAGAACAGCCAAAACAUUUCCUCUUUUCGCGCUCCCAGGUUAGAGACGGGAAAAGUUUUGAGAAUUAAACAGCUGGAACAAUCUUCUGAGUGGUUGGAUGAUGGAUUCACGGAUUUUUCUCCCUGCUCUCCUGCUCGUCCUCGGUUUGGCGACAGUUUUCGCCCAGUCUUCCGCACCUGGCCAAGCUUGUGAAUCGAAGAAUGGGACAACCUGUGAUGAAUGUCUGAAAAAUGUGACGUGCUUGUGGUGUAUCAAAACGAAGUCGUGUGUAACCUAUCCAGUGAGGACCAUCCUUCCACCGCAUUCACUCUGCCCACUGAAUGAUGCACGCUGGGGGCUCUGCUGGAUGAACUUCCAGAUUUUGAUAAUCACCUUGGCAGUGGUUGGUGGCAUUAUCAUCAUUGCCUUCCUGGUCUGCCUGUUCUGCUGCUGCAAGUGUGAGAACUUUGGAUCCAAAAGGUUUGAGGCCAAGAUGCAGAGACAGAGCAAUAAGAUGAAAACCAAGCAGGAAGAAAGGAAGGCAGAGAUGAAGCAGAGACAUGAGGAAAUCAGGAGUAAAUAUGGUCUAAAGGGGCCAAAUCCAUACUCCAAAUUUGCAUGAGAGGAUCGGUGACCUGAGAUUUACACCACAACCCUUCUGCUUUUCCCUGAACUCUGACCUAACACACAUCAACAACCUGUCCUGUUGGCUGUGACUUGAUCUGAGGAUUAAUGUAAACUAUAAUUAUGAUAAAUUCAGAAAGGUGACAGUAGUUUUGUAUAGGCAGUCUCUGGCUUCAUCCAGCCAAUGAAAAGGAAUGUUGUUUUCAAUGUGAUGAUUAUAGAGGCUGUAACUAAAGGCUAGAAUAUAUGUAGCAGCAGUGUUCUUCAAGACUAUAGUAGUCUAUCCUGUGGCUCCUACGGCAUCAGUCUUAAGUUUAAUUGUGAAGAAUGGAAAUAAUCUAGUUUGGUUACUGACUACUUAAUUCCUUUUUUAUUUAAGAAAAUCUGAUCACAUCUUCAGAUUUAAUCAGUUUUGUUCCCCUUAGUUGCUGCUGAUUUAGAGAUAUAGAGAUUAUUACCUAUUUUUCUACUUCAAAUUGACUCCUUCCUUUUCUGAAAUGUACUUGUUGGAGGCCAUUUUUGUUGAAUUACUGUUGGUUAUUAGGUUUGGAUAAUGUCACAAAUACUUUUCAGCCUUGCACUCUGAAUUUCUAAAGUAAUCAUUAAGUUCAGCUGAAUGUGUUGAUCCUGAAGUCGAUUGAAGUCUGCCUAAUUCAACAUUUGCCUAUAUAUCCUGUAAAGACACAUACCUCUAUUAAAAUAAUAGACUGGUUGUUAAUUCCUUUAGUGACUUUUAUUGUUUGUUUCGCCUGUAUUUUGCUUUUAUUAAAACCUUUGCCUUGUA
This is a messenger RNA of Dicentrarchus labrax (European seabass), 1459 nucleotides long. RefSeq names its product PTTG1 interacting protein a (gene pttg1ipa). Bases 170 to 673 code for a protein of 167 amino acids. The record is from RefSeq and is a predicted model, not a curated record. NCBI's taxonomy places the organism in Eukaryota, Metazoa, Chordata, Actinopteri, Moronidae. Gene Ontology annotation, cellular component: cytoplasm; nucleus. Gene Ontology annotation, biological process: protein import into nucleus. The transcript is spliced from 7 exons.